Procambarus clarkii (red swamp crayfish) is the source of this 894-nucleotide messenger RNA. NCBI's taxonomy places the organism in Eukaryota, Metazoa, Arthropoda, Malacostraca, Decapoda, Cambaridae. The record is from RefSeq and is a predicted model, not a curated record.
AUGAGCCGCCACAGAAACAUAAAGAAACAAUCACAUAAAGAAUUUAUCAUUGUCAGAGCAGUUAAGAACAGGAACAUGGGCAGGAGUGGUGGAGCCAGACCCCGUACACCAGCCUUAAAGUUUCGACACAGCCAGAUAGACUCUGCAACUAUUAUGGAAACGUUAGGCGGGAAGCAGGCCAAGGUCAGGCGGGAAGCAGGCCAAGUAUUGGAGCUUACAAGAGAAAGUUCAUACACAGAGAACGACAAAGACAUUGGUGAAGGGAAUGGCACAGACAUUGGUGAAGAUGACAGAUAUAUUGGUGAAAAUCCGAAUGAAGAGUAUGAAGCAAUGUUUAGUACAGGUCAAGCGGGAAACAGGUCAAGGUCAGGCGGAGAGCAGGCCAAGGUAGAGAAACGGUUCCUCUUAAGAAAUAUAGACACAUCAACAUUCUGCAAAUUUCGAGCUAUAAAUCAAGCCUCUGGCGCCAGUGGUUGUGAAGUUGUGAAGUCCUCUGUGACGUCCUCUGUGACGUCCUCUGUGACGCCCACUGUGACGUCCUCUGUGACGCCCACUGUGACGCCCUCUGUGACGUCCUCUGUGACGUCCUCUGUGACGCCCACUGUGACGUCCUCUGUGACGCCCACUGUGACGCCCUCUGUGACGCCCUCUGUGACGUCCUCUGUGACGUCCUCUGUGACGUCCUCUGUGACGCCCACUGUGACGCCCUCUGUGACGCCCACUGUGACGUCCUCUGUGACGCCCACUGUGACGCCCUCUGUGACGCCCUCUGUGACGCCCUCUGUGACGCCCUCUGUGACGUCCUCUGUGACGUCUUCUGUGACGUCCUCUGUGACGCCCACUGUGACGUCCUCUGUGACUUCGUCACAGAGGACCUCCUUGAGGGCCUCGUAG